AUGGCUUCAUGUAAGAAGGGCACAGCCCAAUCUGCCACAACCAUAUUUUCAAAAGAUAUGGGACCUCUACCACACAAUUUCGCAGGCGUCUUCAUCAACAACCAAUUCGGAACAACAAUCGCCCUCCCCACCAAAGCAGACUACCCAAACGUACACCAAAAAUGCGCCAUCAUCACCGGAUCCAACACAGGUCUAGGCCUAGAAACCUCAAGACAACUCCUAACACUAGGCCUGUCACACCUAAUCAUGGGCGUACGGUCUGUAGAAAAAGGCACCAAAGCCACAGAGAGCCUCCGCUGCAUCAACCCCAAUGCAAAGGUUGACGUUUGGCACCUCGACAUGGAAUCAUACUCUUCCGUUCAGGAAUUCGCUCGCAGAUGCAACACGCAGCUGGACCGCAUUGACAUGGUCAUCUUGAAUGCUGGUAUAUCUCCAAUGGAUUUUGCUAUUAGUUCUGAGACGGGACACGAGAAGACAAUCCAAGUCAAUCAUCUCAGCACGAUACUUCUCGCGGUACUGCUACUCCCAAUACUAAAGAGCAAGAAACCUCCUGAACAAGAUGCCCCGGUAAUUACCAUUGUCAAUUCAGUCAUGGCACACCUUUGCAAGGUUCCCAAUAAGUCCAUUCGUCCAUUCUUGCCGUCCUUUGAUGAUACUAAAAUCGUACCCUGGGAUCCGCAAGAGAGAUAUGGCGUAUCCAAGUUACUAUGCCAGUUGUUUACAGUCAAACUCGCUGCGCAAGUCUGUCCCGAAGAUGUCAUCAUCAACAUGGUCGACCCAGGACUUACAAAGGGCACUGGACUAUCGCGUGAUGCCAAAGGUCUAGUAAGACUUGGCGCAAUGGCCUUCUUCUCACUUGCUGGACGACCAGUUGAACGAGGAGCGGCAACAUAUGUCAAUGCAGUGUUGGGGCAUGGCAAGGAAUCUCACGGGUGUUUUCUUAUGAAUUGCAAGGUUUCGUCGCUUUCGCGCUGGUAUUAUAGUGAUGGGGAAGAGAUGACGAGGGCUGUUUGGACGGAAACUUUGAAGGAACUUGACUUUGCUGGGGUUGACAAGAUAAUUUCUUCGCUGUAG
Pochonia chlamydosporia 170 is the source of this 1074-nucleotide messenger RNA. RefSeq names its product short-chain dehydrogenase/reductase family protein. Bases 1 to 1074 code for a protein of 357 amino acids. NCBI's taxonomy places the organism in Eukaryota, Fungi, Ascomycota, Sordariomycetes, Hypocreales, Clavicipitaceae. The record is from RefSeq and is a predicted model, not a curated record. The transcript has 2 exons.